AUAAAAAAGAAGCGAGGUUUAGAUAAGAGAUCGCGCAAAAAUAGAAUAACAGAAGCCCGGUCCAGUUUUGACACGACUAGAAGAUGAAGAAAUGUGAGCUGUGCAGGACUCCGGCGAGGAUCUACUGUGAAUCUGACCAGGCUAGUUUAUGUUGGGAUUGCGAUGCCAAGGUUCACGGAGCUAAUUUCUUGGUAGCCAGGCACUCCAGGAUCCUUCUAUGCCAUGCGUGCCAGUCUCCAACGCCAUGGAAAGCCUCCGGUUCUGUUCUCGGAAACACCGUUUCUGUUUGCCGGAACUGUGACAGUGGAAUGAACUUGAGUGGCGAGGACGGCGAGGAAAGCGAAGGCGGCAAUGACACUGAAAUAAACACAGAAGACGAUGACGACGAUGCCAUGUUUGACGGAAACGACGACGCCGAUGGCGAUGAGGUGGGAGGUGAUGAGGAUGCAGAUCAACAAAUAGUCCGUUGGUCCUCCACGACGUCCCCACCGCCUGCAAGUUCUUCGAGCAGCGAUGAGUCUAGUAACGACAAUAGAAAUGUCUGCGAAUCAAGAAGAACAGUUUCCUUGAAACGAAGGAGUGAAAAUGCGUCCGAUCAUAAUUUCCAGGAUCCAACUGAUGGCGGGUAAGAAGACCGAGUUCCCGAAGAAGAGGUUGGUGGUGACCAUGACGGGCGCCGCUGUGAAGCACGAGAAGGUGUGUCGGCGUCGCAUUCGGCGUCUACGUACUGAUCGCUGUAGAGAUUAUCGGCCGAAACAGUUAAGGUUGAUCCAGGAGGGGUUUGUUCCGGAGAGGCGAGCCUAAUGGAACUCGUACUAUUGGAUAUUAUUUUAUGAGUUUUUGAUAAUUGGUCCUUGAUUAACUUAUUAAUUGUACUAUUGUUGAUCAGACUUCUUAUUUCAUGCUUUUGAAAAUAAAAUUUGUCGUUGUGACGUUGACAGUGACAUUUACCAGAUA
This is a messenger RNA of Prosopis cineraria, 957 nucleotides long. Its product is annotated as zinc finger protein CONSTANS-LIKE 2-like. Gene Ontology annotation, molecular function: zinc ion binding. NCBI's taxonomy places the organism in Eukaryota, Viridiplantae, Streptophyta, Magnoliopsida, Fabales, Fabaceae. The coding region runs from base 84 to 629 and encodes 181 amino acids. The record is from RefSeq and is a predicted model, not a curated record. The transcript is spliced from 2 exons.